CACUACCCAAAAAAACACGACUGCCUUAAAACCAUGAGCAUCAACAAAACCUUCUUCCUCUUUUGGCUCUCUGCUUUUGCCAUCGCACUUGUUUCCCUAACACACUCUCCCCAUGUCAUGCCUUCUUCCACCACCUCUGCCAAUAUUGCCAGUUACACUCAGACUAGCCCGAAACUUGAUUUUCUCAAAAGGGUCACUGACCGAAGUGACGUAGACACCUUUUCCGCCUUCGUGGAAAGGAUUGCGCGAAAAGCGACUAGGAGGCAUCACCGGAGGAGGAAGCGAAAGACCACAUGUGAUGACUCCAAAUGGAACUCCAGGCUGAUACCGUAUUACAAUGUGUCCCUUGUACUGACAGUUGAUUUGAACGGCUGCGCGAAUUUUAGCAGCGUGCAGAAGGCGGUGGAUGCUGCACCCGAUUCGAGCGUUUCUAGGACCCUCAUCGUAAUCUUUCCAGGCACAUACAGGGAGAAAGUAACGGUGCGUGCUAACAAGACGAAUUUGAUAUUUCAAGGUCUGGGUUAUCUCAACACAUCCAUCGCUUGGAACGACACUGCUAAUUCUACCGGAGGAACUAUCUACAGCUCAACUGUUUCCAUCUUUGCUGACAACUUCACUGCUUUCGACAUAAGUUUUCAGAAUACAGCUCCUGCACCGGACCCUGGUGAAGUGGGAGCUCAGGCUGUGGCCCUGAGGAUUUCGAGUGAUCAAGCUGCAUUUUAUGGCUGUGGAUUCUAUGGAGCCCAAGAUACCCUUAACGAUGAUCAUGGCCGGCACUAUUUUAAGGACUGCUUCAUCCAAGGAUCUAUCGAUUUCAUUUUCGGAAAUGCUAGAUCACUCUUCGAGGGCUGCACGAUAAAUUCCAUAGCGAAAGAAAUCCCGGAGGAGAAAAGCGGAGCCAUCACGGCCCAAGGGAGGAAUUCGAUGAACGAGAACACAGGGUUCUCAUUUGUCGACUGUAACAUUGGCGGGAGCGGGAGCAUUUGGCUCGGGCGAGCAUGGGGCGCUUACGCCACCGUUGUGUUCUCCAGAACCUACAUGACAGAGGUUGUGGCCUCGGACGGAUGGAACGACUGGAGAGACCCUUUUAGAGACGAGACUGUCUUCUUCGGCGAGUAUGAGUGCAUGGGACCCGGAGCAAACGACACAUACAGAGUCUCAUAUCGGAAGAAACUGAGUCCAUCUGAAGCAGCAAUUUACAUGGAUGUUUCGUACAUUGAUGGAGAAGAAUGGCUUCUUAAUAUUCCAAGAAGCCAUUCAAACCCUAUAGCCCCAGACACAGAGGCGUCAUUCAAUCUUGCUAGCAUCUGAUUACAAUGUCCAAUACUAGUAUUGCACACAAGAGGGGAUGGAGAAAUCUAGUACUGCAUAAAAAUAUCAUUUAGUAUAGGAGAAGAUAAGAUAUUAUAUUGUGAUAAGUAUAUAUAAAAGGAAUA
This is a messenger RNA of Rhododendron vialii, 1436 nucleotides long. Its product is annotated as putative pectinesterase 14. Gene Ontology annotation, molecular function: pectinesterase activity. The coding region runs from base 34 to 1311 and encodes 425 amino acids. The transcript is spliced from 5 exons. NCBI's taxonomy places the organism in Eukaryota, Viridiplantae, Streptophyta, Magnoliopsida, Ericales, Ericaceae. Gene Ontology annotation, biological process: cell wall modification. The record is from RefSeq and is a predicted model, not a curated record.